Teleopsis dalmanni is the source of this 2129-nucleotide messenger RNA. Its product is annotated as leukotriene A-4 hydrolase-like. The transcript has 6 exons. Gene Ontology annotation, biological process: proteolysis; peptide catabolic process. Lineage: Eukaryota; Metazoa; Arthropoda; Insecta; Diptera; Diopsidae. The record is from RefSeq and is a predicted model, not a curated record. Gene Ontology annotation, molecular function: aminopeptidase activity; epoxide hydrolase activity; metallopeptidase activity. Bases 223 to 2070 code for a protein of 615 amino acids. Gene Ontology annotation, cellular component: cytosol.
AUAUGUGAAAAUUCUAUUCAACAAGUUUUUUAUCUAAAUUUGGGACACGAAAACGAGAUGGAAAAUGUAUUAGUAGUGUGAGGAAAAAGAAUAUGUUCUUAUAUAUUUUCACGAAUUGAAAACUUGUUCCAGUCAUACCUACAGUUUCUUUUGGCUCCCUCAGCAGUCGAGCACGUAACACAUAACUCGAAAGUAAUAUCGUUUUAUAGCUAAAAACGCAAUAUGGGACGUUUGGGAACAGUCGAUCCAAAUUCAUAUGCUGAGCCCGAUCGCGUAACAACUGUGCACAGCUCGUUAAAAUGGAUAGUCGACUUUGAUAACACUAAAUUGCAUGGGUCAGUAACUCAUCGUUUUAAUUUAUUAGAAAGUGAUUUACCAGCAAUUAUUUUGGACGUGCGGGAUAUUACGAUAAAAGAUGUAGUAAUUUUGUCUAAUAACAACUCUACUCCAGUCAAUUAUUUCAUAACCGAUUCAGUAGUAGAUAUUGGCUCUAAAUUAACACUUGAGUUACCAGAGGGAACAGUAAAGGGCGAGUUACUUGUACAAAUUAACUACGAGACUGCAAAUACCGCCAGCGGCUUGUUGUGGCUGACUCCAGAACAAACACUUGGAAAAAAACACCCAUAUAUGUUUAGCCAAUGUCAACCAAUUCAUGCACGCUCUCUUUUACCUUGUCAAGACACACCAGCUGUUAAGUUUACAUAUGACUCUUCAAUUGAACAUCCUAAAGAGUUAACAACUCUUAUGAGUGCUUUAGUUUUGGGUAGAAAUGAAGGCAUUUCCUCAUUCGAGCAACCAAUACCUAUUCCAGCUUAUCUCUUAGCAAUAGCAAUUGGAAAGUUAGUAACUCGACCUCUAGGACCCAACUCGAAUAUUUGGGGUGAAGAAGAUAUUAUUGAGGAAGCUGCUCAGGAAUUUUCAGAAACUCUGAACAUGUUAAAAGUAGCUACAGAUAUUUGUGGUCCAUAUGUAUGGACACAGUAUGAUCUUUUAGUGAUGCCACCAUCUUUUCCAUAUGGAGGUAUGGAAAAUCCUUGUUUAACUUUUGUCACACCUACAGUCAUUGCGGGUGAUAAGUCGCUUGCUGACGUGAUCGCACAUGAACUAGCACAUAGUUGGACUGGAAAUUUAGUUACAAAUAGAAAUUUCGAGCAUUUCUGGCUUAAUGAAGGAUUUACUGUAUUUAUUGAAACAAAAAUUGUGGGUCGCAUGCGAGGAACAAAAGAAAAGGAUUUCCAUAUGAUACGUAUUUUAACUGAAUUAAGAGAAUGUAUUCGAACACAGUUGGCAAAUAAGCCUGAAUUAACUAAACUGGUUGUGGACUUAUCCAAUUGCGGACCAGAUGAUGUAUUUUCAGUCGUUCCUUAUGUCAAAGGGUCUAUAUUUUUACUUUAUAUAGAAGAUUUGGUCGGAGGCCCUGAAGUAUUUGAGCCAUUCUUACUUUUUUAUUUACAAAAAUAUGCGUACAAAUCGGUUGUAUCAGAUGAUUUCAAAUCAACCUUAGAGGAGUACUUUUCCAAAACAGAUAAACAGAACAAUCUAAAGAAAAUUGAUUGGAAUUUAUGGUUGAAUCAAGAGGGUAUGCCGCCCAUAAUCCCUAAAUUUGAUGAGACUCUAGCAAACAUUUCAAAAGAGCUAGCCUUACUGUGGAGUUCGAAGAAAUUAAUAGAGUUGGAGAACAAUGAAACCGUUAAGGAAAAUAUAUCAUCACAUCAGCUUAUCGACUUUCUAGGUAGACUCAUUGAAUAUGAAGAUAUUGUAGAUCUAAAUGAAGAAAAAAUUGAUUUUCUUGAGUACACAUACAAUUUAAAAAAUAGUAAAAAUUCAGAAGUAAAAUUCCGUUUUAUUCGCCUUUGUAUUAGAGCCAAAUUAAUGAAUCGCAUGGAUGAUAUUAUUGCAUUUGCCAAUUCAAAUUUCCGUAUGAAAUUUUGUCGGCCAAUUUACUCCGAUUUAGUAAAUUGGCCGGAAGCUAAACAAAUAGCCUUAAUGAAUUUUGACAGCGUUAAAAAUCAAAUGAUGACAUUAUGUUCCCAAACAAUAUCUAAAGACCUUGAUUUAUUAGUUAAGUAAAAUGUAUGGGUUGGUCUAUUCUUACAUGACUUUAUUAAUUAGUUAUUACUUGAUAUAUC